UCCCGAUGUUUCCGCAAUGGAUUAUGGGCUGUCUUUAUCGACAUUUAGUUGAUCGAAAAUGAAAGAAAACAUCGGCGAUCGGAAAUAAAUGGGAAAAGAAGUGCGUUAAUAAAGAAGCGUCGAUGCACAUCUAUCAUGAUCGGUCACGGAACUAAGUGAGCGAUCAAAAUGCCAAAUUUCACCGGUACCGUGAAACUGAAGAUAUGUGAAGCUGUUGAUUUACGUCCAACCGAAUUUUCAACGCGACAUGCAAAUGUCGUUGGCAAACAACAACAGAUGUUAAUUGACCCUUAUGUAUCUAUCGACGUCGAUGAAAUUCAUAUUGAUCGAUCUUCGACUAAGCAGAAAACUUCUAAGCCGAUCUGGAACGAAUAUUUUACUUCCGAAGUGCACAAUGCCCAACUCUUAGGAUUGACUGUCUUUCAUGAUGCCGCUAUACCUCCCGACGAUUUCGUUGCAAAUUGUACUAUUUCUUUCGAUGAAUUGGUCAAUUCUGCGAAAGAAACGGGCAAUGCAGAGGCCGAUAUAUGGAUUGACCUAGAACCUGGCGGAAAACUGCAUGUUGUAAUUGAACUGCAAUCGCAAGAAAAUGCAUCUCAGAAGCCUAAAGUUUUUAAAGAAAGGCAAGGUCUCAACCGACGAAGGGGUGCAAUGCGUCGUCGUGUUCAUCAGGUCAAUAGUCAUAAAUUUAUGGCUACGAUUUUGCGACAGCCAACAUUUUGUUCUCAUUGCCGAGAAUUUAUAUGGGGUCUUGGUAAACAGGGAUAUCAAUGUCAAGUAUGUACCUGUGUAGUUCAUAAACGUUGCCAUGAAUUUGUUGUUACAAAGUGUCCAGGAUCAAGAGAUACAACAGCUGAUGAGUUUACAGCUGGAAGUAGAUUUAACAUCAAUAUGCCUCAUCGUUUUACAGUUCACAAUUAUAAAAGGCCAACAUUUUGUGACCAUUGUGGUUCUAUGCUCUAUGGUCUUUUUAGACAAGGAUUACAAUGUGAAUCCUGCAGCAUGAAUGUACAUAAGAGAUGUCAAAAGAAUGUUGCAAAUAAUUGUGGAAUAAAUCCAAAACAAAUGGCCGAAAUAUUAAGUGUUAUGGGUAUAUCUGGUGAUAAGUUGUCCAGGAAAAAGAAAAAAGAAUGUCCUUUACAGACAUCAAUCAGUGAAUCUCCCAACAAACUUUCUCAAGUAACAGAAAGAUCACGUACUUCUCCUCUUCCUUCUACUACAGAUCCACAGCCAGAUCUUACUUCGCCACAUUUGGAAACUGGAACAGAUAAAUCUAAUCAAAUGGCGUUAAGAAUACCGGGUAUAACUUUAUCCUCUGAUCAAAAUCGGGACAAGAGUCACACAACAAUAGGUGUUCAUAUGGAUGAUGACCAUUAUAAUUAUGAAAGUAGACCUAACAGACUUGGUUUGGAGGAUUUCACGUUCAUAAAAGUGCUUGGAAAAGGAAGUUUUGGAAAGGUAAUGCUUGCAGAGAAGAAAGGCACUGAAGAUGUUUAUGCUGUGAAAGUUUUAAAGAAGGAUGUAAUUCUUCAAGAUGAUGAUGUUGAUUGUACAAUGACGGAGAAACGUAUAUUAACCCUUUCGGCUAAACAUCCUUUCUUGACUGCCAUCCAUUGUUGUUUUCAAACUGAGGAUCGAUUAUUUUUUGUUAUGGAAUAUGUUAAUGGAGGAGAUCUCAUGUUUCAAAUUCAAAAGGCUCGUAAAUUUGAUGAACCAAGAGCACGUUUCUAUGCAGCAGAAGUCACGUUAGCAUUGAUGUUUCUACAUCGAAAUGGUGUAAUAUAUAGAGAUCUGAAGUUAGAUAAUAUUUUAUUGGAUAGUGAAGGCCAUUGUAAGAUUGCUGAUUUUGGAAUGUGUAAAGAAAAUAUUAUUAAUGGUGCAACAACAACAACAUUUUGUGGUACUCCAGACUAUAUAGCCCCUGAGAUCUUACAAGAAUUGGAGUAUGGUCCUUCUGUUGAUUGGUGGGCUUUAGGAGUAUUAAUGUAUGAAAUGAUGGCUGGCCAACCUCCAUUUGAGGCUGAUAACGAAGAUGAUUUGUUUGAAUCUAUUUUACAUGAUGAAGUUCUUUAUCCUGUUUGGUUGAGUAAAGAAGCUGUUUCUAUUUUGAAAGGAUUUAUGACAAAAAAUCCAGCAAAAAGGUUAGGCUGUAUUGCAUCUCAGAACGGAGAACAAACUAUUUUAAAUCAUUCAUUUUUCAAAGAUAUGGAUUGGGAUGCAUUAGAAGCACGCAAAGUAAAACCACCUUUUAAACCAAAAAUUAAAACAAAACGAGAUGUCAACAAUUUCGAUUCGGAUUUUACUAAAGAAGAGCCGGUAUUAACUCCAGUAAAUCCGGAAGUACUACGCAACAUCAAUCAAGAUGAAUUUGCAGGUUUUUCAUUUGUUAAUGAAGACUUUAAUCCUGCCAAGUUUGUGUGUGAUGGACCUGCAACAUAGUUACAGUAAGCACUGUGUCAAUUUGACCCUUUGUUGUAGAAAUGUUUUGUCUAGUCACUGUUAUAGUAUAUUCAUAAUGAAGCACCAGAUCCAUCCUUGCUUCAUUGUUAUUGAAUGACAUGAUGGCAUGUCUAGACAUAAAUCUGCAGAUAUCCAUUAGCCUUCCAUUGAAGUUUAUGGCAAAGGGUGCUAUGGAAACACUUCAGUGCUCCUGCUGACCUUCGUAUUUUAUUGGUGUACAAUGUAACAUUUGAGAUCCUUUCGGUUAAAUUCGGCUAUAAUAAAUUCAAUUGUCAUGGCAAACUCACAUAGGAAAAAGAAUAUUGGAACGCUAAAUGUCGCCUCAUAAACAUUCUCUAAUUAGAAGCAGAAUUUGUCUAGAAAAAAUGAGUUAUUCAUUGUGGUAGAAAUUAUAAUUGUACUAUUUGCUUCAUGUUUCAAAUUUGCAAAUAUAAAAAGUUGACUUCGGAUGACAGUUCAUCUACUUUUAUUUUACGUAUGCGGGGAUAAAUUGUUAUUCGAGAUAAGAAUUUAGGAAUCGAGAUUGGUUUUGAUUUUCCUAUUUCUUCUAUCUCACUGUUCUCUUUCUGCAUUAAAAAAUAGUCCCACCAGAAUUGAAAUAUUUAUCUCUGUGUAGCAUAUUUAUGCAUGUAUAUAUUCGCUUGCCAUUUGUUGUGCUCGGAAAAAAAUGAUUAAGUGAUAUAUAUCAAGAAACAAACUAUAAUUAGGCCUUCUCGGAUGCAGAUUUAACAAUAAUUUAAAGCAAAGUGUCUGUGGGCUUUUUUUUGGUGCAGAAACAGCAGCAUAAGCAGUAGUAGUAUUUAUUAGUUUUUUCCCAGUUCACCAGUUAAUGCUUAAAUUUCCAAUUAUAAUUCUUGAAUCAAGAUAGAUAAAUAUUUUGUGGAGAGUUACAAAAUUUUAAUAUAUUACAGUCCAAUUCUUUACGGUUCCUAAAUUAGGAUUUAUAUACUCCACUACCUUUUUCUAUUGGUACAAAAUCUGAGAUUUGAAAUAUUUUGCUUAAAUUCAUUACGAUGUUAAAUCUUAGAACCAAGAUACCUCGAGACAAAAAAAAUCGACCAAAAUGUUUUUGUAUGUUAAAGAUAAGCUUAACUCGUCGGACAAGCAAGAGGGUCAAAAUUAAUCAAUUAAAAAACCAUUUACAUUUUAAAUAAUAACCUCGUCAUUUUGAAUUUUAAAUCUAAAUCAUCGUAAGGAGAUGAACUUUGAUAUUUGCAUUCAAUAAUUUUAAUUUAAUAGUAAAAAAAAAGGGAAAAAACAAAAUCAGUAUUCUGCUUUGCCUUGGAGUAUAGUUUUGAUAUUUUGAUAGAUUUUCAUUUUGAAACAUUGUCUUAUUAUACUUGAAUAUGUAUUUUAGAAAAGAAUAAUUUGAUAGUUAAAAUGCUUUGUUUCUAAAUAGAUGAAUGCUCUUUUAUGAUCCAAACUUGUUAUUUUUGUGAUGUUACAAUAACAAAACAGUACUUCCCAAUUUAACUCCUCAAAUUUUUAUGGCAUACAAUUCUCUGCUUUUCUUUUAUGUAUACCCCAAAACUUUUAUAUACAUACUUAUAUAUAUAUACAUAUAUUAUACAUAUACACACAGACACACACUAUUUCUUUGUUUAUUUUGUUUUUUGUUUGAGAGAGAGAAAGAGAGAGAGUAUAUGUGUGUUGUUCUAAUAAAAACUCUCCAACAUAAAUAACAAAACACAUUAUAAAUCAUGUAAGGGGUACUAAAUUUUAUUUUCUUUUAUUGUAUAUUUGUUUGUGUACAUUUUGUUUAGAAGAGAAUGGAAAUUGCAUUCUUAGUUUUUAUUUAUUUAUUAUUAUUUUUAUUUUGUAUUUGUUCAAGAGCCAUAUCAGGUAUUAAGCUAAAAAGUGCCAACAAAGUUUAAAAAAAUCAAGGUCAGAUAUUAUUUAUUAUUGUUUUGUGAAUUUAUACUUGAUUUAUAUCGUUCUACCGAUUAGUUUUACAACAUUCUCUCUAUUGACAUUCUUCCUUCGAUUCGAACAAAUUUCUGAUCAACUCUUUUUUAUAAAAUUUGUUAGUGAUUUAGUAUAUUUUCACAUUCCACGAAUUAGAAUUAGACAGUAAAAAAGAAAGAGGAAAGGCAGAAAUAAGUCUUCUUUAAAAAGUUAUCUGACCUUGAACAUAAACUGGAUCGCAAUCGCUGGAAUUAAAAAUUUGUCUUUAAAAUAAGUUUGUUCGGCACUGAUAUACAUAUAAAUAUAUAUAUGUAUAUGAAUAUGACAAACACUUACUAGUCAAUUCUUUUUAUUUUAAGCUACAAUUCGUAUUCGUUACAAUCUUCGGUAGCAUUUUCAUUACAGAAAGUAUUUUCUCGUAAUCACGUUAAACCAUAUUUUAAAAAAAUAGCAAAUGGCCAGUGAAGUUUUGAAAAAGUAAAGCCGCAUUGCCUGAAUUAAUCAAAGAAGAAUAUCAGCAUGUUUUUUAUUAUUCACAAAUGUCAGAAAAUUUACAAAUUUGUUAAUGGAUUGUUGUUUGUAUAAAGAAGUUUGCAUUUAUUUUUGUUAUUCCCCUUUAUUAAAAGAUUGUGAUCAUUGUCGGCAACAUACGAUCUGUUUUGAUCAUUAUUCGUAGAUGGUUUGAAGUAGAAAAAAGAAAACUUUGCAGAUCUCUGUAGAGUUACGUUAAGUCGUCCUUGUCGCGAUAUUCCCCCAUCUUUUUGUUAGUACUUACAGAAUUUUAAUGUCCAAAAUAUUAAACCAUCUAUGAACAAAAAAAUUCUAUUGUGUACAAAGUACAGAUUUUUGCUGAGCGAAACUGGUACGUGGAUUCCGUUCAAACGUAAAUUUUAAAAGUUUAACAAAAAUCGACAUGUAAAAAAUUGCAGCUUUUGUGGUACACGAAACAUUUCGUCAUAGAAAUGUUUCAUCUUCAGCAUCACUAUCCAUUUAACUGUGCCAAACAUAAGUCAAAAGAAAUCUGUAUCGACAGAAUAAAAAAAAACUGUAUAUCAGUAUAGAGAUUAUAUUUGUGUUGCUGUAUUAUUUAUGGUCAUGGCUGCAUUGUAAUUUUAUGUGAUAUCGACAAAAUAAAUACUAAUGUAUCGAUAUAUUCGGAAAGUACUUAAGAAAAUAACAUAGAAAAAUUUAUUACAAUAUAUCUCCACCCGAGUGGCAUAACUUGCAAUGGUAGAAAGCAAUUUAUGUUUAAAAUAUAUCAUUAUUAUUUAUAUUUUGAUUUUAAAUCUGUUAAAUUGCUGAUGUAAAGUGAAAUGAGAAUCAAGCAGCUGCAAUAAAAUUUUUAGUAAUUGUA
Messenger RNA from Centruroides sculpturatus (bark scorpion), 5719 nucleotides. RefSeq names its product calcium-independent protein kinase C-like (gene Pkc98E). Bases 169 to 2439 code for a protein of 756 amino acids. The transcript has 15 exons. NCBI's taxonomy places the organism in Eukaryota, Metazoa, Arthropoda, Arachnida, Scorpiones, Buthidae. Gene Ontology annotation, biological process: protein phosphorylation. Gene Ontology annotation, molecular function: ATP binding; diacylglycerol-dependent serine/threonine kinase activity. The record is from RefSeq and is a predicted model, not a curated record.